GUCAUCGGGAUUGAUAGGGAUGUUUCCAUCAUGGCGGCAUCCAUUUCAGGUUAUACUUUUAGUUCUGUGUGUUAUCACAGCGCCAACAGCAACGCGGAUCAUGAGGGCUUCCUAUUAGGAGAUGUAAGGCAAGAAGAGACUGUGAGCAUCAGUGACACACAGAUCAGCAGCGCUGAACUGCUACAGGUAGUAGAAAUCCAUCACCAUGAUCCUUGUGCACAGUUGUUUAGCUUUUAUGACUACGCAGGUAAAGUCAAUGAAGAAAGUCUCAACAGCAUUCUUAAAGAUAGACGGAAAAAUGUCAUUGGUUGGUACCGGUUCCGAAGGAAUACGCAGCAGCAGAUGUCGUUCAGGGAACAGAUCAUCCACAAACAGCUGACCCAGCUGCUCGGUGUACCCGACCUCGUCUUCCUUCUUUUUAGCUUCAUCUCCACCGCCAACAGCUCCACACACGCACUGGAAUAUGUGCUCUUCAGACCUAAUCGAAGUAGGUACAACCAGAGGAUUACACUCUCAAUCCCAAACCUUGGUAACACGAGCCAGCAGGAAUACAAAGUCUCUUCAGUUCCCAAUACCUCACUUAACUACGCAAAGGUCAUUAAAGAACAUGGGGCUGAAUUUUUUGACAAAGACGGUGUGAUGAAGGAUAUCCGAACAAUAUUCCAAGUCUACAGUGCACUACAAGAUAAACUGCAGGCUGUUUGUGGUGAGGUAGAACAAAGUGAGCGUGUUAAAGAGAAAAUUCAAGAGGAAGUGAACAAACUCAAACAACAAAUUGCUCUCAGGAAACGCAAGACUGCAGAAGAGGAGAGAAGGCUCCGUGAAGCCCAAAAUGCAGACUCCCAUUCCACUCCAGAGGAGAACACAGAACCUUGUGAGGGUUCUCCGCUGUCCGGGAUAACUUUCCCCACACCCUCUGCUCCGGAGCGGCCCAGUACCUCACCUAACCCACCAUCUUACACUGACCUCAUGUCCCAAGAUGACUCUCUCCUGCCCUCUUCUUCCCCCCCUACUAGUGCUGCUCUGUUACCCCGACCCCAAGCUGUGGGCUCCCCAGGACACCCUACCCCUGGCCCUACGGUGAUGGGCUUGGGUCUUGGCCACGGGCUGGGCCUGGGCCUCAGCGCAAGUUCAAAUCCCGUUACCACUCCCAGCACUCCGUACCUUGGCAAUGGUGACGGCUCAAGCUCUGACUCGUUAGACAGACAAGCUGCAGGGCAGGAAGACGAUGAGGAGGAGGAGGACGACGACGACGAGGACAGUAGCGAAUAUGAGAACUUAGUGAGCGAAGGUGCUCACCUGCCAAUGGUCUCUGUCAGCGUUUUAGCUCAAGGUCGACCAGCUGCCCUCAGCCCUGACGGGGAUGCUCAUGGCUCGCAGGCCACAUAAAAAAAAAAAAAAAGCCACAGGAUGUGUAAGG
Molecule: messenger RNA, 1420 nt
Organism: Neolamprologus brichardi
Lineage: Eukaryota; Metazoa; Chordata; Actinopteri; Cichliformes; Cichlidae
Gene: abraxas2
Product: abraxas 2, BRISC complex subunit
Biological process (GO): mitotic spindle assembly; attachment of spindle microtubules to kinetochore; protein K63-linked deubiquitination
Cellular component (GO): nucleus
Molecular function (GO): microtubule binding; polyubiquitin modification-dependent protein binding
Source: RefSeq, a predicted model, not a curated record